ACAUGAUAAUAAUUUAUGAAAAUUAAAAUUACGUUCCAACAUCUCUUCUGAACCUGGUCGUUAUUUAUUGAAUUGAAUUAUCUGUUUAGUGCACACGUUCAGUGAUUUGCCAACAACAUCCAGCUGAACUGAGAAACUUUGUUGGAUGGCCAAACCAGGUUCAAAAUGCUCUACCAUUGAGCUACGAAAACCAAUUUGAGAUGAACUUACACCUGAUGCCCAAUGUAACUAACACCUUCAGUAUUUUUUUUUUUUUUACAGCUCAGAAGGCUACACUGAACUUGAAUUCUGGUUUGAGUCUGCAAAACUCUACCAUAGGCACUAAUUUACCUCAGUUCCAAGAUGAACCACAACUUCAUGGGGAUAAAGAGCACUGGCCAAUAGAGAAAGAAAAAGAUAAGCCAACAAAGAAGUGUAAACGUGUAAGAUCUUGAACUCUCCAUCAUUUUUGGAUUACAGUUUGUGGCAUAAUUCUCUCCAUGGAAACUUCUUUGUACUCCUGCUUCUUGCUCUUCCUAUUCCUCUAUUUCUUCUCUAAACAUCUUCUCCAAAUCAACAAGAACCUCCCACCAAGUCCUGGUCUCUCCCUACCCAUUAUAGGUCAUCUCCACCUCUUCAAGAAACCCCUCCACCGAGCCUUCGCUGAUCUUUCCAAAAAAUAUGGUCCAAUUCUAUACCUCAAGUUUGGGUCCCGUCCUGUCAUCCUCGUGUCAUCCCCUGCUGUUGCAGAGGAAUGCUUCACUAAGAACGACAUAAUUUUUGCAAAUCGUCCCCGACUUCUUGCCGGAAAACACCUUGGAUACAAUUACACCACCCUUGUCUGGGCCUCCUACGGCGAUCACUGGCGCAACUUAAGGCGCAUAGCUUCUCUUGAACUCUUGUCAUCUUAUCGCCUACAGAUGUUCCAUAAUAUACGUGUGGAAGAGGUCAGAUCAUUGGUUCGCAGGAUUUUUAGGCAAUCAAAAUAUGGUGAAUUCGUGACUGUGGACAUGAAAUUAAUGUUCUUCGAGCUUACACUCAAUGUUAUGAUGAGGAUGAUUGCGGGAAAGCGAUAUUAUGGAGAGAGCAUGGAAGAGUUGGAUGAUGAAAGGAGGUUUAAAGAAAUUGUGACAGAGACUUUUGAAUUGAGUGGAGCUACGAAUAUUGGAGAUUUCUUGCCGGGUUUGAAGUGGAUUGGAUUGAAUAAGAUUGGAAAGAGGCUAGAAGCACUGCAAAGAAAGAGGGAUAGGUUCAUGCAAGAGUUGAUUGAAGCGCACAAAAGAUCAAAGGGUGAUUCUGCUUCUGUGAAGAGGGAUAAGACUAUGAUUGAUGUCUUGCUAGGGCUGCAAGAAAAUGAGCCUGAAUACUAUACAGACGAUAUAAUCAGAGGCAUGAUGCAGGUUCUAUUGUCAGCUGGGAGUGACACUUCUGCUGGAACCAUGGAGUGGGCACUAUCACUUUUGCUAAACAAUCCAGAGGCCCUUGUGAAAGCCAAGGCCGAAAUUGCCAAAAACAUAGGGCAAGCCAAGCUCAUUGAAGAAUCAGACCUCUCCAAGCUUCCCUAUCUCCAUGGGAUCAUUAAUGAGACCCUCCGAAUCCACCCAACUGCUCCACUGCUAGCACCCCACGAGUCAUCUGAGGAGUGCACUGUAGGAGGUUUCGACGUCCCACAAGGCACAAUGUUAUUGGUGAACAUGUUUGCUAUACAAAAUGAUGCUAACUUUUGGGCAGAGCCCACAAAGUUUAAGCCAGAGAGAUUUCAGGGCUUAGAGCAAAAAAAAGAGGGAUACAUGUUAUUGCCGUUCGGGGCUGGGAGGAGGGGUUGCCCCGGAGAGGGCCUAGCCAUGAGGAUGGUUGGGUUGGCUUUGGGAACUCUAGUUCAAUGCUUUGAGUGGGAAAGAGUAGGUGAAGAGAUGGUGGAUAUGAAGGAAGGGAGUGGGCUCACUAUGGCCAAGGCUGAGCCCUUGCUUGCUAAAUGUAGGCCCUGCCCAACCAUGGUCAAGCUCCUCUCUCAGUCCUAAGGCUGUGGAAAUUUUAUAUUUCAACAGCCAAAUUGCGAAAAUUUGUCAAGUGUAAUUUUGUUUAAUCACUUCUUUCCAUCAGAAUAAUCGAACAGUGAUUUUUAUCUUUCAAAAAUGCGUCAUGCGUGCACGAAACAAGUUUUUGCUUUCGCAAGGAACUGAUUGAUUCUGCCACUUCUUUGUGAGA
Molecule: messenger RNA, 2187 nt
Organism: Hevea brasiliensis (rubber tree)
Lineage: Eukaryota; Viridiplantae; Streptophyta; Magnoliopsida; Malpighiales; Euphorbiaceae
Product: cytochrome P450 81Q32
Exons: 3
Coding region: 480-2000 (506 amino acids)
Molecular function (GO): monooxygenase activity; oxidoreductase activity, acting on paired donors, with incorporation or reduction of molecular oxygen; iron ion binding
Source: RefSeq, a predicted model, not a curated record